AUGGUCACCCCAUCUCAUCUCUAUGCGUUUGUGUUGUUCACCACGAGAUCGAUAUGCGACGCGCUCCAGGACGCGAACAUACUCGUUCAGCGACUGCUCCUCGACUUUCUCGUGCUCGCGUUCCCGCUACACAGCAGCCACCUGGUGAGAGACGACGUCGUGCGCAUCAUCAGUGCUGCCAUGUACGUGCUGCUGCGGCGCGACAUGUCGCUCAAUCGCCGCCUCUACACGUGGAUGCUUGGCGUCGACUCCACCGGUCAUCCCGUUAACUUCGGCGACGGCGGCGCCACGACGCCGAUUCGCCGCCAGAUGAGCGACGCGAGCGACGCCGGCGCCCUCUAUUUCGACGCGUUCUCUCGCGAGCUGCUUGUCUGCGGGGUGCGGCGCGCGCUCGCCCGCCACGAGGGGGCGCCGGCGGCGUCCGCGCGCCCGCUCCGCGUCCUCAUCGCACUGCUCGACCGGCCCGAGAUCGGAUCCGCCAUCUUGGACGACGUUCUCCUCGACGUCGUGCGCUACGUGCGCCGCCACGCCACCGGGGGGCGCCACCGGCGCGACGACGAGGUCGCCAAGACGGCGAACCUGUUGUUUGGGAGUCUGGAGCCGAGCUUUGUGUGGGAGUACGUCGCGCGAGCGUUCGAGGCGACCGCGCGGCCAGAGGACGCGGGCGAGGUCUCCGGGGGUCGGCCGGAGGUCGCGGGGGGUCGCGGCAUCGCCGUGGCAACGGUGGAGGAGCUGUGUGCAUUGGUGGACUUCCUACUCGAUGUUUACACGCUGGAGACGUACGCGGAGACACAGACGUGGCACCUGCCGGCGCUGCUGCGGCGAGUCACCGUCGUCGUGACGACGCGAUGCGGCGCGUUCACCGAACGCGAGCUCACCGCCUGCCUCCGCCUCUGCUCGAAGAUCCUCGCCAAGGUGGCGCCAUCUCUUGUCAGCGACGAGAAGCUUUCUACGCCCGCCAAACAGUAUCGCCGCAGCGAGUCGGCGGAGGCGCCACCUGGUGGUAGGACGACGGCGCAGCGGACGGGCGAGUCCGACAGUGAGUAUGCGAGCUGCGAUGAUACAGCAGCUGCGCAGGCAGACGGUAUCCAUGGCGACAAGGCCAACGGUUUCCGCGGUGAUGACAAAGACCGUAUCCGUAGUGACGACACGACGAAUGGUGUCAACGUCAACGACAAACAUGGCCGUAUCCACGGCGACGAUGCGACGAACAGUAUCCACGGCGACGUGGUAACUAACGGUAUCCAUGGCGACGGUAUCCGCGACGACGAUGAGCUGGACUUGGAUUCGAGAGGAGCACCGAACGUCGGCUGGAAAACCGUCUGCGACAGCUCAGCUUCCGUCACCAUGACGACCGCCAUCACCAACUCUCCUAUGCCAAAUUGCCUGGUUUCCACGCAAAACGAGGGUGGCGCCCUCGCGUGGCCGGGAGAGAAACCGGCGUCCGUCAAGCGAACUCCGUCCGGCGGCGUCGCCGUGGCAACGGGCGACGUGGCAGACGCGCCACGCACGCUGAUGCGCGCUUGCGUCGACACCUACCUCGAAUUCUUCACGACCUUCGCCGUGCAGCGCCUCCUGGUGGGGCCCGACAUCCUCGCGACGUCGAUAACGAUGGUGGAGGCGCGCGGGAGAGGAAGGGCGGCAGCGGCGGCGGCGGAGGAGGACGAGGAGGAGGAGGAGGAGGAGGAGUACGUGUGGAUGACGGAGCGGCAGCGGGGAAUGUCGGGAGUGUUCGCGCUCGCUUGUCAGCUGCUCCUGGAAUUCUCCUGCUUUCCGAUGUACUGCCGGGAACACGUUCUGCUUCCUAGAGCAGAUCUACAGAACGAGAUGGCAGCAGCGUCGCUGCCUUCCUGGCUGCAGGUGCUGCUGGUGUUCAGUUGUUUUGUCGACCAUUUCCCGCUGCAGAGCUGCGCAAUCAGCACGCUACUGGAGCUCAUUAGCCUCUGUCGCUCCAUCCACGACCAGCACUUGGCCGUCCGGCGACCACUGGCUCCCCAUGGAGGCAGUCCUGACACGGUGACGGUGCUCAUUGUUCCAAUACUAUCGGAGUGCCACCUAGGUUAUAUCGACAGCAAAACAGAUUUCUACAAGAUCGUCGCCGAAAAUUUGUGGGAGGCGCUAGAUAGCAGCAAUCAAAUUUGCCACCAGAGGGCGGUGGAGCUGCUACAGCAGGUGCACAACCUGGCGCCCUCUGCGAUGAUUUGCGAGGACGUGAUUGGUCACUGUUUGAUUAGCAGCGAUCAGGAUCUGUUCAUAUACAGUGCAGGACUGUUCCCCCUGCUUGGUCAUGCAGCCAUUAACGUGAGGCCAGCCCUGCUCAACAUUUACGAAGCUCACUUUGUACCUCUAGGUAAAGAAAUCAGCCGCAUCUAUCUAGAUUCUAGAUUCCAAAUGGGUAGAGACAUUAGAAAGAGAGUUAAUGGAGCAGAGGAGGUUCCAGAUGGCACCAACCCCCGGCUGCAGUUUUCUAGUUUCCUGUGGGACGGAAGUGGUAGAAACAGGAUAAAGGGACAAGCGUUGCGACCAAGCCUACCAGGCCUGCUGCUGGGCAUAUUUCCUGGACUGGAGGAAGGAUCAGACUAUUAUGACAGGUGCACAUUUGUUGUUCUGGACAAGCUCCACGACGGCACGGGGCCGCUGCGAUCCGCCGCCGAGGCGUGGACCAAUCAGGCGCUGUCGCACGGUGACGCGCCGCGGCUGCUGGCGCCGCUGCUGCUGCUGCUGCUGCAUCCGGAUACGGCUCGCAUCUCCCUGCAGCGUACGCCCGUCGCCCCGGCCGGCAAGAUGAUAACAGAUUGUUGGGACGACUCGGGCGAUCACGAGGCAAAGAUCUACGCGAUCAGUAGCGUCGACGGAAACGUCAUGUACCACGUUGCGAAGCCGCCGCCGCUGCCGCCGGCGCCCCCUACCGGCCGAUCGUCCAGCGCGCCAUCCCUCGCCUCCUACGUCUCUGACGAUCCGGUGUUUCCCGUGCAGGGGGAGCCACCGUCGAAGGAUCGCCACCUGGUGGGGGACAUCCCUUCUACUCUGACCUCUUCCGAUGUCGCACCGGAUGGUGGCGCCCCCCGGGGGAGGUCGGCGACGAUCGCGGGGGUCGGCAGCAAGAUGGCGCCACCGCUGCAGCCGCGCGCCGCGUCCUGCUGCGACGUGUCGUCGCCGGCGGCAACGGGCGACGACGACGCGGCGUCCUCGACCGGCAGCAGCGGGGAUUCUGGGAAGGCGGGGUCGGCGGCCGGGGGAGCGUUCACGGACAGCGGGGAACACGGAGAGACACGGUUCCUCACAGAAGCUGAGCAUCCAGACUCCGCCGAAGCCGCGCACGCGAUCGCUCGCAGCAUCAUCGACGAAAUCCUCCUGCGCGUCGUCCCCGACGACGACCCCGCGCCGACCCCGGACCCGCCGCCUGGUGGCGACGACGGGCAGGUGCACCCGGCGCACGUUCACUUGUUGGUGUACCGCGGUACGUACGACGCGGCGCGGUGUCUGCACUCGUUGUCGUCGCUGCGCGCGCUCAUCUGCGCGAACCCGCGGCUAGCCGUCUGCGCUCUCGCGACGACGGGCGCGAACGACCAGCGCCUCCUGGUGGCUCUAACCCGACACCGCCACGCCGACGACUACUACGCGACGGCGGCGCCCCCUGGCGGCGGUCCUACGGCGGACGACGUUGCCGCGAACCGGCGCGUGCGUCUCGCCGCCUCCGAGGUGCUCCACCUGGUGGCGGCGGAGCUCGUCACGCUGACGCGGGACGCGGGGCGAGCGUUCGCUUGUUACAUCGCCGACACGCUCGCAAAGUGCGGCGCGCGCGAGACGGUGCUGCGCCUGGUGGCGGCGUGCGUGCACGACGCGCGCCUAGACGGUGGCGCCCCCGCGGACGCGGCAGACGGACUCGCGGAGUCGUAUCUCGCGAGUCUGCUCAAGGUCACCGCUUCGCUCGUGAAGCUGGAAGCUCAGAUCGACGCCUGGCGGACGGACGCGGCUGCGGAGAACGAACGAAAGUCCGAGGCGCGCGUCGCCGCGGCGACCAUCGCCGGGCAGCAGCUGUUUCUGUCGGCGGUGCUGGGCGGGUUGCGGCAGCAGCACAACUCGCAUCUGCAUCGUUACUGGGUUGCCGUGGUGAUGGCGACGCUGCCGUAUUUGGGCGCGUCGCUGCCGAGCGUCGUCACGCCGACCGUGAACCAGGUGUGCAGGAACCUGGAGCUGUUGUCACACCUGUAUGCCGGCCGCGCUCACCUGAUCAGAUUUAUCGCUCACCUCACUUCCGGAGCUAAUGAGAUUGUUCAGGAUCUGUCCAGGAUUCGUCGACUCGUCGUGGUGCACGAAACCGACACUGAGGGCAGCACCGGGCGGGCCGAGCUGGCUACAGGGUGCGCUGUGUUCGAGCAUGCAGAAAUGGCAGAGGGCCGUGAUUGCGUCGAACAGCACGAGUGUGUGGGGGCGCAGGUGGAGGCUGUGAAGCGCUACGCACGACUGUGGCACCUCACGAGUGAGAUGCACACCAAGACAAAGUCCCGCUACCUGGCGGUGGAAGACUUCCCGCGCGCGGAGGUGCUGCUGCUGCGCUACCUGCUGUGUCUGAAAGUCGAAGAUUUCCUUCCCCUCGUCCGGGCCGCCUGGUUACGGAACGUGACGCCCCUUGAGGUUAGUCUGCUGCAAUUCUUCUAUGCGUACGUUCAGCGCGUGUCGGCCGCUCAGCUCCUGGACUCCUGGCCGUCGCUGCUCUCACUGCUGCGGGACGGUCUACACAUCGACCUGGUCGCACCCGGAAAAUUCCUGCUGCUCAUGAAAACUUGGAAAAUUCCUGCUCUCUCUUCACGGUACCUCACCCCCUCCCUCUCCCCCCUCUCUCUCUGGUACAGGGGAAAUUCCGGCCGCUCGAGAAUGAUCAUCAAUGAAUUUGUUCAGAAGGUUCCAAUGUUUGAGGACAGAAAGGAUCAAAAAGACCUACAGGUUGAGCGACUAGCCGAGUGUCUGCGGAUCGCUCAGGUGCCGAGCAUCCAAGCUCAGGUUUUCCUCUGCUUCCGCCAUCCUCCUGCUGCGCAAUGUCGCCACAGCAACUCGUCCCUCUGGCCGACCAUCAUCACCGAAUGUGAUGUUCAUGUGUUUCUACAAGUGGAGCAAGAGCUGUCAACGGACACGGAGGAGUUCAAGCGAGGAAACAGGCAGCAUCUGAAGAAUCUUGGUGCACUAGACUCCAGCUGGACGGUGCUGAGCGGCAACGGUCUAAACGCGCACAACAACCCGCAGUGGCUCCACCUAUACUUGUCCGUCUGCAAGCUGCUCGACCUCGCACUGGUGCUGCCCUCUGAUGUGCAGCCGCAGUUUCAGAUGUUACGCUUGGUAUGCCCUCAGCGUACAAUGACGUUUGUUGGGGAGCAGACGACAGAACGCAAGUAUCAGAAGACACCAGAGUUUGAGCCUCACUGCCUGAGGAUCGCACACCUACUCAACAGCAAAGUCCAGAAACUGAGCGAGGCCCGCUCCAGGGCGCCCGCGGCACCCCGUCCUCACGCGCCCGACGCGCACCUUCGGCUUCACGACCUGCAAGUUUCUUCAACCCAUCUGCCAAACGUUGACCAAUCAGCGAGCGCGUACCAUCGCGAUGCCAGCCUAUCGGAGACGCUACCAGGAGCACCGAUCGCGCGCUCCGGAGCUGCCGCCGCUCAAUUUCGUUAG
Priapulus caudatus is the source of this 5673-nucleotide messenger RNA. RefSeq names its product protein dopey-1-like. Gene Ontology annotation, biological process: Golgi to endosome transport. Lineage: Eukaryota; Metazoa; Priapulida; Priapulimorpha; Priapulimorphida; Priapulidae. The transcript has 28 exons. The record is from RefSeq and is a predicted model, not a curated record. Gene Ontology annotation, cellular component: endosome; trans-Golgi network. Bases 1 to 5673 code for a protein of 1890 amino acids.